Molecule: messenger RNA, 1854 nt
Organism: Symbiodinium natans
Lineage: Eukaryota; Dinophyceae; Suessiales; Symbiodiniaceae
Source: the annotation of a GenBank genome assembly
AUGCCUCAUGGAUGGGCCUUGCUUGGCACCUUCAUUUCACUCCUCCUCCAUCUUUGCACCGAUGCCUUGAGAAGCUCUGCUACGGACGACGCCGCCGUGAACCAAAUCGCACCGACCGAAGACGAUGCCACAGUCGAAUUGAAAGGCCAGGGAAAGGAUUCUAUCCAGCUGGAGGAUGGGCCAGGAUACAGCACAGUUCUUAAAAACGGAACUGGCCGACUCGAAAACCUAGCUGGGCGACAGGUGGUAGCUGUUGGAGGAAAAGACACCUCCUUCGCAACAUCAUUUGUCGUAGUUCCGAUCUGGGCAAAGCUGGAGAACGGAACAAAGCCAUAUCAAGUUCGUCUCCUGCCUCUAGGCUCCCAGCCGGCCAAUCAAAUAUUGUUUGGCCUCGGCCUCAUUCCGGCAUGCGUGGCAGUGUAUGUGGCGCUCCUCACACUGCCACGCUUUCUUCUGGAUCUAGCCACACAGAAUGACCUUUGGAAACAAACUACGAAGCCCGAGGAUCGUAACAAAGAUCUGGUGCAGCUAGAACACUAUGCGGAUAAGCUGGGCAUUGAGAUGCAGCCGGCCUUCAAUCUGAGGGAGUCCCCCUUUGCGAAGGCUGCGCAGCAUCAGCUCACACUGUGGGGCCUGUGCAUCUUCGCAACCGGGCAGUUCCUUGUCUCCGUGAUCUUUCAUGCCUGGCUGUUGGCCGAUGAGCCCUUCAUGGUGUCACUCGAGAUUGCAGAGACCUUCUUGAUCCUGCUCUGCUGCAUUUCCGUGGCGCUAGGAAUGAAAGCAGCAGCGAAGCUGAAGGAAGAGGAGGCCAACUGCCCUUGCGAGAUCAUGAUGAUGAAGCCCAUUUGGGAGCGGCUGUUUGGAACUCGGCGCGAGCCACAGACGGAAGAGGCGUCCCACGAUGCUGAGAAGAAGGAGGACCAAAACAAACGGAAAGGCUUGGAGAAGGUGGACAUCAAAACAGGGUUAGCCAAUCACCUUCUCGUGAUGUCGCUCCUUCCUUUCGUUCCCACGCUGCUGCUCAUCUAUUGGUGCCCAUCGUCAUGGACUGUGGAUUCGAUCCUUACCACCCCAAUCUUUGCCAUGUACAAGGCUACAGAGCUCCUCAACAACGAAUGUCUUCUGUACUGCCUGUUUUUCCAGUUCAUGUUGGAUACCUCUGUUGUGGCCCGCACCGUGCAAUCCCAUGUGGACGCUCUGGCUGAGAGGAUCGAGGGUGAGAUCAGCGAAGAAGAAAAGGAGUAUUUCGACAAAGACGACGGAAGGACCCUCAGGCCCGACAACAAGGAUCCGUUCACCGAAGGAUUCAUGACGAGCGUUCACCGUUACAUUGUGAAGCUGGCGACAAGUGUCUUACCCCGCUUGAGCACCAUUAGCGGACCUAUCUUGUUGUUUGCAAUGUGCAACUGGUCGCUGGGGUUCUUGCGCAUGUUUCGACACUUGGCUGUCGCUGCUGGUGGACUGCCGAUGUACAGAGCCGCCACUUCUGUGCUGCAGGUUCUUUUCGUGCACCUGCCGAUCGGGCUGCUGUGCCUGCUGCCCUUGGCUCAGGUCUCAGAUGCUUGUGACCUGCUAAAGGAGAAGUUGAACAACCUGCGGAACGUCGUUAGUGAAACUGGCGACGAGCAUCGCAUCCAGCUGACAGAAAACUACAUGCAAGGAGCCAAUCGUGGCCAGGGACUCGGAUAUGAGUUGUACGGCACAGGCGUCAUAGUCACCAAGCGGGCGUUGCUAGCUAUGUUCGCGAAAGCUGCUGGCCUGGCGUCCUUGGUGCUCUCUGUGACCUACCAGAUCAUUCGCUUGCAGAGAGGUUACCGACUUGGCUUGGCCAGUAACGGAUCGAGCAUCCACUGA